Solanum dulcamara is the source of this 3320-nucleotide messenger RNA. RefSeq names its product probable inactive receptor kinase At5g58300. Gene Ontology annotation, biological process: protein phosphorylation. The transcript has 3 exons. Lineage: Eukaryota; Viridiplantae; Streptophyta; Magnoliopsida; Solanales; Solanaceae. The coding region runs from base 1188 to 3155 and encodes 655 amino acids. The record is from RefSeq and is a predicted model, not a curated record. Gene Ontology annotation, molecular function: protein kinase activity; protein binding; ATP binding.
CUGGCCAUAGAUUUUGGUUUAAAUUUGAAAUAAUAUUUGAAGAUUAUUUCAAACUCCAAUAAGUGUUUGUUCCUCAAAUUCACUCAUUAUUGAAUUAUAGAAUUUGAAGUUUGAAGCACAUGUUUUAGGAGUUUCUCAAGUUUUCACUCACAAAACGCAACUUUGUUUUCAUGUCCUCACACAACUAAACUUUCAAAUACUAUUCUCUUCUUUUUCUUUUUCUUUUUCUUUUUUUUUUCAAAUCUCAACCAACUCAUGUCCAAUCGCCUUAAGUUCACAAGAAUAGAUUUUGGAUAUGGCAACCAAUUUUAGCUCGAAUUUCUGAACUUAAGAUAUUUAAACUAUUCAUGGACUAAUUUCUUUGUCUAUGCUAUGAUGGAAUGUUGAAAUUAGGAAUUAGAGGGUGGUAAUGCAGAAAGAACAAAUCUUUUCAAGAAUCUGAACAUGGGUCUUUUCAUAGAUGUCCUGUCUGCUCUUUCCAGAAACUCGGUAUAGUGCAUUAGUGAGGUGGGAUGCAUCUAACAAGUUCAUGGGGUCAUUGGCUUUCAGAAUUUAAGAUGUUUAUCUUUAAAGAAGCCUUUUACUCUUAUUAUGAAUCUAAAUAAAUACUCGGCAACAUCUUUCUGUGGGUGCGUAUUUUAGGCUUUCCUUCAACAAGUAUGCUGGAAAUUCCGGGCUAUGAGUGCUAAGCUGUUUCCUCCAGUUCUUUUUUCCUUGAUUGUUCUGUUUCCUUCAGUUCUCACGCUUAGUUUGCUACAUAUAGUCACUCUGCUCUGGGCUAGAAACUGAUAUGAGAACGCCACAAAGUGUGAAAACCUGUCGACCCAGUCACAUAGCUCCUUAAUUGGCAUUGCAGCUGCACUUUUAGCAGUGUGGUUGAUCACUUGAUCUUCUUUGUUUCUUCACCUAAUCUUUUCACUAGUUUUAGAGAGACAUCAAACGAAAACAAGCUGAUUUUUUCAUGCUGUCGUUAAUGGUGUUACUCUCUCAGACAUGGUACUAGUUUGCUGAGCAGACAGAUGGAAGAACCCAGGUGAAACAAAAAAGCAAGUGAACUAGGCAGAUUUUACACUUAAAAACUGGUGAUGCAAGCGGAUGAUACGCAAAGUUGAUCUCUUAUGGCAACUUGAGUUGACUUGGGAAGUCCAGGAGCAAAUAGGAAAUCUUAUUCAUUCUUAAUUAUUAGUAUGAUGACGCUACACCCAAUAGUAGAUCUGCUUGCUCUUUCUCUGUUUCCAUUUUUGCUCUUCUUCCCAGAAGUUACUGCUGACCUUAGCUCAGAUAGACAAGCGCUACUUGACUUUGCUUCUGCAGUACCUCAUCUUCGAAAGUUCAAGUGGAACACUAGCUCUUCCAUUUGCACAUGGCAUGGCGUCAGUUGCAGCUCAGAUGGCAGUCGCGUAGUUGCACUUCGGCUUCCUGGUAUUGGACUCUAUGGUCCUAUUCCAGACAAUACCAUAGGAAGACUGGAUGCACUAACAACCCUCAGCCUUCAUUCCAAUGGGCUGACUGGAAAUCUUCCUUCAGACAUCACCUCUCUUCCGUCCCUCCGUUUCAUAUUUCUCCAACAAAACCAAUUUUCUGGUGAAAUACCUUCCCCUCUAUCUCUACAGCUCAACUUCAUUGAUCUCUCUUUCAACUCCUUCUCAGGAAAAAUUCCAACAACAAUUCAAAAUCUGACACAUCUUACUGGUUUGAACCUACAAAACAACUCGCUCACAGGAUCCAUUCCUAAUGUAAAUCUACCAAGGCUUACACAAUUGAAUAUGAGCAAUAACCAACUCAAUGGUUCAAUUCCGCCAUCCCUUGCAAAGUUUUCAGCUUCUUCAUUUCAAGGAAAUUCUCUAUUAUGCGGACAACCCUUGACUCAAUGCCCCUCUUUUGCGCCUUCACCUUCUCCAUCCCCUUCAAGUCCACCUUCUCCUUCGCCUUUGAGUCUAACACCACCAUCUCGUUCUCCAAGUGUCCUGCCAUCCUCACCAACACUUCCUGAAAAGCAUAAAGGCAAGAAAAGCUUAAGUACAGGGGUUAUCAUUGGCAUUGUUGCAGGGGGUGUUGGAGGGAUCCUAUGUCUAACUGUGUUGAUUUUCUUGUGUUGUAUGAAGAGAUACUAUUCAAAGAGAGGUGUUCAGCAAAGAAAAGACUUUAAUGGAGGAGGAAGUCCGAAGCAAACAGAGGACUUCAGUAGUGGAGUACAAGCAGCUGAAAAUAACAAAUUGGUUUUCUUUGAGGGUUGUUCUUUCAAUUUUGAUCUUGAAGAUUUGUUGAGAGCCUCGGCUGAGGUUUUGGGUAAAGGGAGCUAUGGAACAACCUACAAGGCCAUCUUGGAGGAGGGAACGACUGUUGUUGUGAAACGGCUGAAGGAAGUUGUUGUUGGGAAACGAGAGUUUGACCAGCAGAUGGAGAUAAUUGGCACUGUGGAUCAGCAUCGACAUGUUGUUGCACUUCGUGCUUAUUACUUUUCCAAGGAUGAAAAACUUCUUAUCUAUGAUCAUGUACCGGCAGGCAGUUUAUCCACUAGAAUGCAUGGCAACAGGGACUUGGGAAGAACACUGGAUUGGGAAUCUAGAUUGAGGAUUGCCCAUGGAGCUGCAAGUGGUAUUGCCCAUAUCCACGCUGUUGCUGGUGGCAAACUAAUUCAUGGCAAUAUCAAGUCAUCCAAUGUGCUUCUCACCCACGAUAAUAGUGGAUGCAUCUCAGAUGUUGGUCUUACUCCUCUAAUGGGCUUUCCUACUAUCCCAUCAAGAAGUGCAGGAUAUAGAGCACCCGAGGUGAUCGAGACCAAGAAAUGUACUCAGAAAUCCGACGUUUACAGCUUUGGUGUUCUGCUUCUUGAACUCCUUACUGGAAAAGCACCAGUGCAGCCACCUGGCCAUGAUGAGGUGGUAGAUUUACCAAGAUGGGUACAGUCUGUUGUCAGGGAGGAAUGGACUGCAGAGGUGUUUGAUGCUGAGCUCAUCAAGUUUCAAAAUAUCGAAGACGAGAUGGUGCAGAUGCUGCAGAUUGCAAUGGCUUGUGUGGCAAAUGUGCCUGAAACAAGGCCUGACAUGAUUCAAGUUGUCCAGAUGAUUGAGGACAUCCAGCAAAUUGAUUCUGGAAACAGGCUAUCAUCUGAAGAUAACAAGUCUAGGAGCCCAACUAGUCCAACACCAUGAUUAGUCAUGCAUUUAUGAUACUCCAUUCUAUUACCAAAUGUGCAUUUGAACUUUUUUCUUUUUAAGUAUAAUUCAGACCUUUUGGAUAUCAUUCUUCAUGACUGCCUAUAUCUGACUGAUUCUGUAAAAUCAAUAAAUAAUUCAAUCAUAUUAGGUUUACCUUUA